AUGUGAUAACAUUAUACAACAAGUAGCUGUGAAAAACGUGUUUGACUUAAUUAAAUUUGAAAUAAGUUCUAACGGUAACUUUUAUAAAAUGGGAUAAAAUAAUCGAUUACAUUGGUUGUAGUCUAUGUUAAAGUGAUAAAUUUAUGAGAAGCAUAAAACUAUUGAUCUGAAAAACUUAAUUGAAAUAUUUUCUAAUAUUUAUGUUUUGAUUAUAUUACAAAUAAAAUCAAUUAAUUACCAAAAUGGACUGUAUUCCAUUACAAAAAUAUUCCGACUUACUUUAUGAAAUAUCAAAAUACAAUGCAAGCACUAUUCCUGUUUAUGGUCCAUUUAAAAAACUAUUUAUCAGUGAUUGGGCCCAUUCCAAAAUUCAUCCUUGUGUAAUUCAGAGUUUUGAUAAAUUACUAGUUAGGCAAAUGAAACCUAUUCAACAAAAUUCAAUUGAAUAUAUUAUGAGAAAAAAGAAUAUUUCAAUGGUUGGAUUUUCAAAAGGGAAAUCAUUAUUAUAUUUAUCUAGUAUAAUUUCUUUAAUAUUAAAUAAUGAAAGUAUGAAUAAUUUAGAACUUGGACCAAAAUGUAUUAUUCUAAGUAGUUCAUUACAGUCUUGUAGUAUUAUAGAAAGUCUGAUAAAAAGUCUUAUUUCUUUUGUUCCUAAAAGAAAAAUCAAAGUUGUUCUUGCAAUGUGUACAUCAGUUUCAAUGCAACAAACUAUGAUUGAAAUAUGUAAUGGAUGUGAUUUUCUUAUUGCUACACCUUCUAACUUUCAAUAUUUAUUAAAAAAUAUGAAAAUUUUCAGAUGGUUAAAUUUAGAUUAUUUUGUUUUUGAUAAUAUGGAAUUGCUUUUAGAAAAUUAUAAAGAACAGAUGUUUUAUUUCUUUGAUUUGUUGACAAAGUUGAAAGAAAAUAGACAAAUUCAGUUUAUAUCAGCUUCUGUUAAAUGGAACAAAUAUUUGGAUGAAUAUUUAAAGCGUUUAUUUGUAGAUUGGCAAUAUGUGUUUGGCUCUCAUUUUGAAGCUGCUCGUUAUAUGAAUAUAGGUUUUUAUAUUAUAACAUCAAAAAAUGAUAAAUUGAGUAAAAUUUCAGAUUGUUUAAAAAAUAAUAUAAUAGGUCGUCAUUGUGUAUUAAUAACUUCAACUACAGAAGAUCAUAAUAAAAUUUAUAGUUAUUUAUCAAUGAGUAACCCUGAUAUAGAAAUUUUUUUGCCAGGAGAAAUACGAAGUGCUAAGAUGUUUGUGUCACAACAUUGGGAAAAACCACUGUCUAAAAAUAAAUAUGUGUUGAUUUGUAAUGAUGAUAUGUUGCAUGAUUUUUACAUAGACAACGCUGAUUGUCUAUUACAUUAUGAUAUGCCAUCAACAAAAGAUGUAUUUUCAAUAAGAUUUAGUGUCUUUCAGGAUUCAAAUACUAAUUUUGAAGAAAAAAAUCGUAAUACAUAUAUAUUUUUGAAUGAUGAAAAUAUAGUGGACUUACCUAAAAUUUUACAGCAAAUGAAAUUAUUUGGUAGUGGUAAAGUUGAUUCUGUACUAGAAACUCAGGCAAAGCUGAUUUCGGAAAGUUUAGAAAAAGUAAAGAAAAAUCUACUCUUCUGUCCUAACAUACAACAGUUUGGUAAAUGUCAAAAACCAGAAGCAUGUCAAAAUCGACAUGUUUUAAUAAAGGAAUUAGAUGAACCUUGCCAUAAUAUUCCAAAAUCUGGAUUUGCUAUAAUUAAAAUUUUACAUGUGUAUGAUGCCUCUCAUAUGUCUGCAAAACUUAUGAAAUUUAGUAAUAAAAACAUUGAGGAUUUCACAUCGUGGUUGAAUAUAGAAGAUAAUUCUUCUAAUAUAAAUUCUGAAAUGGGUUUAUAUUAUUCAUCUCAAAGUAAAAGAAUCCUUCAUGAAGCUCCAAAAAUCGGUGAUAAGAUAGCUGUAGAAAUAGAAAGUAAAGAUAGGGAACAAUGUAUUUAUGAUUAUUAUCGAGGAAUUGUAUUGGAAAUAAUUGAUAGUCACACAAUGAAUCCUAAAAUCAAGGUUAAAUUAAUAGACAAAGGAAUUGUAAAAGUAGUUUCUAAAUGGAGGGUGUUUGUACUUCCUAGUUUUUUAAAGGCUUUACAAACAAAUGUAGUCGACAUAAUUUUAGCUUCUGUAAAACCCGUUGAUUUUGAUAGAACUUGGUGUUCAAAAGCUGAUGUAUUUGUACGAGAACACUUAAAGUAUAUUGAAGAUUGUCAAGAGACUUUGGUUGUUAAGAUUAAAUUAACUCUAGGAACAACAGUUUGGAUAGAAAACUUAUUCAGAAAAUAUUGGCAUUCUAAAAAAAAAUUGUUUCAUCAUGAAUUAGUAUUGCCUGAUUUAUUAAUAGAUAAAGGAUUUGGAGAUAUGAACUAUGAACACAUUGAAAAACUUGUAGAACUUUGUAGUUUAGCAGAUAUAAAUGUAUUACCUAAUUUAAAAAAAAAAAAUUUAGACAUCAAACGUGAAUUUGGAAUAAAGGAAUAUAUGGCUAUGUAUCAACUACCUUCACCUCAAUGGGCACAUUUAAGUGAUGAAGUCUCAUUAGUUUCUAUUGAUUAUGUAUAUAGCCCCAAGCACUUUUUUGUACGUAACACAAAAUUUCAUGAUCGAUUAGAACUACUUCAAAAAAAAAUUGAUAGUUUUAUAGAAGCUAAUCAAGCAAUAAAAUUAAAUUAUGUUGUGAAAGAUGCAAUUUGUUUAGCUAAAAAUCCUGAUCUUGAGCCCAAUAAGUAUAAUCGAGCUAAGGUUACAACUAUUAGGAAUAACAAGUAUGUCGAGGUUUUAUUUGUAGAUUAUGGUGAAUAUAAAGAUGUUAAGCGCAGUAGUUUAGUAUCUAUCCAUCCAAAUUUAAUUUCUGAUUUACCAUUUCAAAUAAUUGAGUGUAGCCUUUGUGGAAUCAAAGAUUUAUCAAAUGAUCAAGAAGAAUUUAAUGAAUUAACUAAUUACUUUUAUCAAUUAACUGAAUAUCCAAUGUAUGUAAAAGUUGUUAAUACUCUUGAAAGAGCAAAUGACACUGAAGGCAAGCAUUAUGAUGUUAUACUUUACUAUGAAGAUUUGGUAGUAAAUUUGGGGUUUAAGCAUUUCUUUGGUGAUUUUUGUGAUGAUAUUCAAAUGGAUAAAGUUAAUAGUGUUAUUGAUGAUUUAUACAAGGAAACUAAUAAUGAUAUGACACUUGAAGAAGAGUAUGAGUUUGAUGAAAGCAAGUUUUUUAAUGAUUUAGAUGAAGAUAGUAUCGAUUCUCAAAAUAAAUUAGUGGAAGAAUUUGGUAUUGCUAUUUUUGGAGAAAACUUUAAGUCUAGUUUAAGAAAAAUAUUUCAAGAUAAAAAUGUUAAUAAUUCCUUGACUAUAAAAGAAAUAAUUACUGAAGAAAUAAGUUCAGAUAAUGAAUCACCAAACACAACCAAAUCUAUUGAAUGUAUUAAUAAAAGUGAGAUACCUGGAAAAAAUAAUAAUGAAGAAAUUAUUGAAAAAUCAAAGAUUAAAAUUAAAAACAAUCGUUCUGAGUAUUUACAAAAAUAUUGUUUAAAGUGUAAUACAAAUACACAAUCAAUAGUACCAACAUGUAUAUGGUAUCAGGAUAGCUGUUUUAUUUAUCUAAAAUUUAGUAUUUUAGAAAUAGAUUCAUUUAGUUUAAAUUGCUCUUUGGAAUCAAUAACAUUAAGAAUUCAAAGUAAAGAUGUAGUAUACAAUUUCAAAGCAUUAUUAUAUGGUUUUAUUGAUAAAGAAACAGUGACGAGUAAACAAAGUUAUGAUGGUUUUCACAUUAAAACUGAAAAAUUGUUUAAAUCAGUGUAUAAAUGGCCACAUUUGUUCCUGUGUAAUAGACCACACAAAUACUUAAAAUAUGAUCCAGAUCAUAUUGAAGAAUCAAGAGAUCAUUCCACUUGGAUAAAAGUUUUAAAUAAUUAUAAACUUAUGGCUCUUGGAAAACCAUUGGAUAGUAAUGCUGAAGAUUAUGAAUCAGACUAUAGUAGUGAUGAAGAGUCCUUUGAGGAGUUUGAAGACAGGAUUUAAAAAGUAUUUCUUUUUGUUUUAUUUAAUUAAAUUUUAAAAUAUGAAGUUGUUAUUAUUAAUUUUGUUUUUUUAUGAAGGAUAUUAUAUUUAUUUAAUUGAAUCAUAGUAAA
Molecule: messenger RNA, 4117 nt
Organism: Daktulosphaira vitifoliae (grape phylloxera)
Lineage: Eukaryota; Metazoa; Arthropoda; Insecta; Hemiptera; Phylloxeridae
Product: putative ATP-dependent RNA helicase TDRD12
Exons: 23
Coding region: 243-4007 (1254 amino acids)
Biological process (GO): transposable element silencing; germ-line stem cell division
Molecular function (GO): metal ion binding; ATP binding; nucleic acid binding
Source: RefSeq, a predicted model, not a curated record